AUGAUCGAUGUGGGAGAACGUCUUAGGGGCCCAUUACCCGGACCCACCGUCCUUCUAUUUGGUUCGCUUGCCUUAGCUUUUGAUGAGGUGGCCUUCGCUCAAGUCCGCAAGGCUGUCGUCGAUAAUGAAGACUCGAACUGGGUUUUAGGGACCAUUGCCGAAUUCCCGCAGAUAUGGAAGUCACUCACGGCUUCCAACCCCAGCCUCAAGAUACCGACGGGUUUGGAGCAACUAGAAGACCUAAGCGACGCUUUCCGAACGGGACGGCCACUCGAGACUCCCUUCCCCCUCCCAAAUAAACUUUUGAUUCCACUAGUUAUUGUCUCCCAUCUCACCCAGUACGCCACGUUCUUGCGUGACAGCACAGAAGGGCAACAAACCGACCCCUUUAGCACAUCCAAGUCGGAUAAGGAGACUCUCGGUCUUUGCACCGGGCUUCUGAGUGCCUUUGCUAUAUCGAGCACGAGCGACCGCGAGCAGUUUAAGAAGUAUGCUGCCGUCGCCGUACGGCUGGCUAUGUUGGUCGGCACAGUUGUCGACGCUCAGGACGCGGCUACGGAGCCGUCGAAGUCUCUCAGCGCCGCAUGGAACUCAUCGGAGGGCGCAGAAGAACUGCAGCGUAUCGUGAGGAGCAUUCCUGGGACGUACAUUUCCGUCAACUAUGACGAGAAUCGAGCUACUGUCACAACAAAGGCUGCUGCCGUAUCCAACCUACAACAACAAUUAAGGGACGGGGGCCUUAUCGCCUCAGAGGUCGGCCUCUACGGACGAUUCCAUGCCAAUGUCAAUGCUGAGGUGCUCAAGUCGCUCCUUAAAUUCGUCGAUGCGCAUGUAGAAUUUCAAUUUCCGGAUGGUUCGUCUGGAUUGGCGAUACCCACCCGCUCAAACCGUGGCGGCGAUUUAAUCACACAAGGUCCACUGCACCAUCACGCCCUUCAGUCCAUCCUGACUGAGCCGCCGCAAUGGUUCCAGACAGUCUCUGCAUUGCGUGACUCGACUCUCAAGAACAAAGAUUCUUGCAUAGUCUCUUUCGGUCCAGAACGGACUGUGCCGCCGUCACUAUUACGCAGUCUCAACCCACAGGUAUUCCAUGUCGCCGACUUGGACAGCACAUCAUCCCACUUUGAGGCCUUCUCUCAGAAGGAUCUUCGGACAUUCUCUGACAAUGAUGUCGCUGUUGUUGGUAUGUCUAUUAAGGUUGCCGGCGCCGAGACCUUAGACGACUUCUGGGACCUCCUAGUCUCCGCGAAGUCGCAGCAUAAGGAAGUUCCUAAGGAACGAUUCUCUUUUGAGACUGCCUUCCGUGAUGUCGACCCCAAGCGCAAGUGGUAUGGAAACUUCAUUGAGAACCACGAUAAGUUCGACCACAAAUUCUUCAAGAAAAGCCCUCGUGAGAGCUCUACCAUGGACCCUCAACAACGCCACUUUCUUCAGUGUGCUUACCAGGCCGUGGAGCAGUCUGGCUAUUUCCACUUAGCUGAGCGUGAUAGUCGUAUUGGUUGCUUUGUCGGCGUAUGUUCUCGUGAUUAUGAUUGUAACAUUGCCUGCCACGCUCCCAACGCCUUCUCCGCUACUGGCAACUUGCAGAGUUUCAUCUCUGGGAAAGUUAGUCACUACUUCGGCUGGACUGGGCCUGGUUUAACUAUAGAUACGGCCUGUUCUUCAUCCGCCGUCGCUAUCCAUCAGGCUUGUCGUGCGAUAGUUACUGGCGAGUGCAUCGGAGCCCUAGCUGGAGGCACAAACGUGGUGACGAAUCCUUUAUGGUUCCAGAACCUAGCCGGUGCUUCGUUCCUAAGCACGACAGGGCAGUGCAAACCAUUCGACGCGAAAGCCGAUGGCUAUUGCAGAGGUGAAGGAGUGGCUGCAGUGUUUCUGAAAAAGCUUUCAGCUGCGGUGGCAGAUGGCGAUCAGAUUCUUGGUGUCGUUGCAGGAACAGGCGUGCAGCAAAAUGAGAAUUGUACUCCUAUCUUCGUCCCUAAUGCCCCGUCCUUAUCUGACUUAUUUCGCGGCGUCACUAAGCAGGCUCGACUUAAGCCUUCCCAAAUUUCGGUUGUUGAGGCUCAUGGCACUGGUACUGGUGUUGGUGACCCAGCUGAGUACGACGGAAUACGGCAAGUACUUGGCGGACCUGCUUCCGGGCGGGAUGAGAAUCUCCUCCUCGGAUCUGUCAAAGGUCUUAUCGGUCACACUGAAGCCACUUCGGGUGUAGUCUCAUUGGUGAAAAUUAUGCUCAUGAUCCAAAAGGGAAUGAUCCCACCUCAACCAAGCCACACUUCUAUCAAUCCGGCUAUUGGUGCGACUCCAGCUGAUAAGAUGAUAAUACCCUUAAGCCUCAAGACAUGGAAUGCUGAGUUCCGGGCUGCAUUGAUUAAUAAUUAUGGUGCAUCUGGUUCCAACGCUUCAAUGGUACUCACACAAUCGCCUUUUGCUAGUACCAGCACUGCGAAAGAGAUCACUGGGGCGCUUGCUGGUUCCAAGUAUCCAUUCUGGGUUGCCGGUCUCGACGACCAGAGUCUCCGACGAUACGCCAAGGUCUUCCGCAAGUUCCUCAAUAACAAGAGCUAUUCCGCUAUGGAACUCUCCUUGCCUAAUGUAUCUUUCAACCUAGCACGCCAGAGUAAUCGUUCCCUUGAAAAGGCGAUUCUAUUCAGUGUGCGAUCAAUAGAGGAGCUCGACCAAAAGUUAGCUUCUAUCGAGAAAGGUGAUACCAGCGUAGCAUCCAUCGCACGCCCCGAAAACAAGCCUGUGGUAUUCUGUUUCGGUGGCCAAGUAUCCACCUCCGUGGGCCUAGACCAAAAUCUAUACCAAAGAACAGCCGUGCUACGAAAACACCUGAACAGUGUUGAUGCAGUUGUUCGUUCGCUUGGUGCUGGAAGUAUUUUCCCCGGCAUUUUUGAGACCACCCCAGUUCAAGACACAGUCCAGUUACAGACAAUGCUAUUUGCCAUUCAAUACGCCUGCGCGCGUAGUUGGAUUGACUCUGGCAUUAAGCCAGCCGCAGUCGUUGGUCACAGCUUCGGCGAGCUCACCGCGCUCGCCAUUUCUCAAGUGCUCUCAUUGGAAGAUGCUAUGAAAAUGGUGGCGAAUCGCGCCGCCAUUGUCCGCGAUUCAUGGGGUAGCGAGAAAGGCGCCAUGAUGGCCAUAGAAGCUGACUUGGCCGACGUCGAGAAAUUAUUGGCUGAGUCAAACCAGAAAGUCCCAAACGAGAAGCCUGCGAGCAUCGCCUGUUACAACGGACCUCGUAGUUUUACCCUUGCAGGCUCUACUGCCGCAAUCGAUGCAGUUGCUGCUACCAUUCCUUCAUCGUUGAGAUCGAAGAGGUUGAACGUGACGAAUUCAUUCCAUUGUGCUCUUGUUGAUCCAAUUGUCGAGGCGUUGGAGCAAGUCGGAAAGACUCUCACUUUCCGCAGGCCAAUGAUUCCAGUGGAGAGAGCGUCGGAGUUCCCCAUCCAAGAAAAGCACACGGCGAAAUUCGUUGCCGAUCACAUGCGCUAUCCCGUCUACUUCAACCACGCCAUACAACGACUUGCUAAGCAGUUCCCAUCGGCUGUGUUCUUGGAAGCUGGCUCCAACUCCACGAUUACCUCUAUGGCAGGCCGUGCACUCGGUAACCCUAGCAGCUCUCACUUCCAAGCUAUCAACAUCACAAACAGCGACAAGGCAUGGGAUAACCUUGUCGACGCGACAUUAAACUUGUGGAAGGCUGGUAUUCCUGUACAGCACUGGGCCCAUCAAGCCGCUCAAACCAGAGAACAUUCUCCCCUUCUAUUACCACCCUAUCAAUUCGAACAAGCGAGCCACUGGGUCGACUUCAAGGUCCCUCCUAAAGUCUCCGAGCUUCCCCCGCCGCAAAAGACCGAGCAGGAAGAGAAACUGCCAGAGGGUCUUUUGACAUUCGACGGCUACCAAGAUAGCAAGAAGCGUAUUGCCAAAUUUAGGAUCAACACUAUGAUCCCUAAGUAUGAGAGGCUGAUCGUGGGCCAUAUAAUUGCCCAAACUGCAUCUAUCUGCCCAGCCACCGUCCAGCUUGAUCUCGUUAUCGAAGCUCUUCGAGGUCUCCGACCGGACCUGGAAAGUGCUAAGCUUGAGCCGCAAGUUCACGUUGUAGAAAACCAGUCUCCUAUUUGCGUUAAUCCGGCGCGGGGCGUUUGGAUUGAAGUCGAAGAAGAGUCUACAGGCGGAAACCCUUCUUGGAAAUUCAAGGUAUUCAGCACCGACAUGCCUCAAGGAACCACCCAGACUCUACACACGACGGGUAAAGUUGUCUUCUGUUCGACCGAAGACUUGACACUAAAGCUUGAGUUUGCGCGCCUCGAGCGUCUCGUUAGCCACGCGCGUUGUGUUGAAUUACUGCAAAGUGGCGACAUUGACGAGGUUCUCUCGAAUAGAAACAUAUAUCGGAUAUUUGCUGAAAUCGUCGAUUAUGGUGAAGAUUACCGGGGCCUUCAGAAAUUGGUAGGCUGCGGAAACCAGUCUGCUGGUCGUGUCGAGAAGAAAUACAAUCCCGAGACCUGGCUCGAUGCCCACUUGGCUGAUAGUUUCUGCCAGGUCGGUGGCGUUUUCGUCAAUUGCAUGACUGAUCGUCCAUCUUCUGACAUGUACAUUGCCAACGGCAUUGAGCAGUGGAUCCGCUCCCCCAAGCUCCGUCCUGGCGAUGCUCGGCCAGAUAGCUUCCAUGUACUUGCAUCUCAUCACCCUUCGGAUAAACAAUACCUGACGGACGUCUUCAUUUUCCAUCCGAAGACUGGCGUAUUGUUAGAAGCGAUUCUUGGAAUUAGUUACGUCAGGAUCCCCAAGGCUUCUAUGAGCAGGCUACUCUCGCGCCUCACUGUUGGAGGUGCCGCAGUCGCUUCGCCCUCUGAGCCCACUAAGGUCACUAUGUUCGAAGCAGCUCCUACUGAGAUUGUUCUGCCACAGCCACCCCACAUCAAAACACCAAAGGCCCCGAAAUCGCCCAAGGCGUCUAAACCUCCCAAGGCCAAAAAGCAACCCAAAUCAAACGUAGUCACUAAGGUCAAGGAGAUUUUAGUUGAGCUAUCGGGUCUCGAGAUGGAUGAGGUGAAGGAUGAUAGUAUGCUUGUCGACCUCGGUAUUGACUCCCUAAUGGGCAUGGAGAUGGCUCAUGAGAUCGAGGCAGCUUUCAAGAUCACUCUUCCUGAAAGUGAACUCAUGGAGAUUGUCGAUAUGCCUAGUCUGAUGGUGUGCGUGCGAAAAGCGGUGGGCGAAGACGCUGGCGGCAGCGAAGAUGUUAGUGAGCAGAGCGAGGAUGACGCGUCAAGCGACAGUGACGACAGGUCAACUAGUGCCAGCGAUUCGUCGGGUAACCCAACUGGUUUGACCACGCCAGCGGUUGACUACGAGAAAGACCCGUACGACACCCUAAGCACUUGCGAUGAGGAAAUGAAGCUUCCUUUCUCCACCAUUAUGGAAGCAUUCAACGAAACGAAAGCGCUCACAGAUGACAAGAUUGCUGAGUAUGGUCAAACUAAUUAUUUCGACACAAUCAUGCCAUUGCAGACAGACUUGUGCAUUGCGCUCACACUUGAAGCAUUUGACCAACUUGGACAUCAGCUGCGCGAUGCAAAACCGGGAGACAAGUUUACUCGGAUUUCACAUCCAAAGGAGCAUAGCCGCCUGGUAGACUACCUAUACCAGAUGCUGGAGAAGGAGUCUCACAUCAUUAACGUCAACGGCGACACUAUCACCCGGACUGCCGUAGCGGCCCCGACAAGGUCUAGUAAGGAGAUUCUUCAAGACUUACUAGCGCGUUUCCCAGACCAGACGACCGCUGAUAAGCUUACCUUCUACACUGGAUCAAACCUGGCUGAGGUGCUCAGAGGAAAAACAGACGGAAUCAAGUUGAUCUUUGGUACUCCCGAAGGUCGUGAUCUUGUCUCCGGGUUGUAUGCGGAAUGGCCACUAAAUCGGAUAUUCUACAAGCAAAUGGAGGACUUCCUCGAGAGACUCUGUUCAAAACUCGAUAUGAGUGAGGGUCCACUGAAGAUCCUCGAAAUGGGUGCUGGAACCGGAGGCACUACUAAGUGGCUUGUUCCCCUUCUGGCCUCUUUGAACGUACCGGUCGAGUAUACCUUCACGGACCUCGCACCGUCGUUCGUAGCUGCAGCGCGCAAGAGAUUCAAGCAGUACCCAUUCAUGAAAUUUAGGGCACACGACAUUGAGAAAGUCCCAGCCGACGACUUAAUCGGCACGCAACACAUCAUUGUCGCUAGCAACGCCGUCCACGCCACCCACUCCCUGCGUACAUCCGGCAUGAAUAUCCGAAAGGCAUUACGCCCUGAUGGGUUCCUCAUGCUCCUUGAGAUGACUGGCACAUUGUACUGGGUUGAUAUGAUUUUCGGAUUAUUUGAGGGUUGGUGGUUCUUCGACGAUGGACGCACUCACGCCGUCACACACGAGCUCAGAUGGGAGAAGGAAUUGCAGGCGGUCGGCUACGGGCACGUUGACUGGACAGAUGGUGCCUUGCCGGAGAAUAGAUGCGAGAAGCUCAUCAUCGCGAUGGCCUCGGGUGAGAGGUGCGAACGGCUCCCAACUCCCUCCUCCUCUCUACCUAUUAAGAGUCUAUCAGCUGACCUUGUGGCGCGACAAACAGUCGUCGAUAGAUACGUUAAAAACUUGACUGAGGGUUUCUCGGCCGAACUAGGGAACGUAUCAGAGCCUCGCCAUCCUAGGCCGAUAUCUGACGGAAAGACUGUCCUGGUCACAGGGGCCACCGGUAGUCUAGGAUCGCACCUCAUCGCCCAAUUCGCCGAAUCACCAGACGUUGCCCGCGUUGUCUGCCUCAAUCGACGAAGUCGAUCCGAUCCCCAAGAGCGUCAGAAACAAGCUCUCAUUAAGAAAGGUAUUGCCUUAUCGAAAAAGGCUACCGAUAAGUUGAGUGUCUUUGAAACCGAUAUGUCGAAACCCAACCUCGGCUUGCCGGUCGAGGACUACGAAGACCUUGUCGAUAACGUCACAGACAUCGUACAUAAUGCGUGGCUCAUGAACGCAAAAUGGCCUCUUCGCAAUUUCGAAACCCAAUUCCAAAUCAUGAAAAAUCUCCUUAAUCUGUCUCGUGAAAUUUCGCUUCGAUCCGCCCUAGGCAACAAGGUGACCUUUCAAUUCAUUUCGUCCAUCGCUACCGUCGGUCACCGGCCGAUUUGGUCAGGCGAGCCAAUAGUCCCGGAGGAACGGAUGACUAUUGAAUCUGUCCUGCCUACGGGAUAUGGCGACGCCAAGUACAUCUGUGAGCUUAUGCUUGACGAGACUCUACACAAGCACCCAGACCGUUUUCGCACCAUGGUCGUCCGCCCCGGACAAAUUGCGGGCUCCAGCACAAGCGGUUACUGGAACCCUAUGGAGCAUCUUUCCUUUUUGAUAAAAUCUUCUCAAACUUUGAAGGCGUUGCCAGAUUUCGAUGGGCUUCUCUCUUGGACGCCGGUUGACGAAGUCGCCAGCACGCUCGUUGAUCUCGUUUUCCUACCUGAGGACAAGACGCACUACCCUAUCUACCACGUAGAUAACCCUAUUCGUCAGCCAUGGAAAGAGAUGACUCCCAUCCUAGCUGACGCAUUGAAUAUUCCACACCAGGAUAUCAUUCCUUUUCGGGACUGGGUGCGACGCGUCCGGGAUCAUCCUAGACAAGUUGAAGGGCCCGAGGGAGAAAACCCGGCGUUCUUGUUGAUCGAUUUCCUCGAUGACAACUUUAUUCGUAUGUCUUGUGGCGGCCUUCUACUCGAUACCAUCAAGGUCAGAGAGCACUCGAAGACCUUGGCGAACGCGGGUCCGGUUAGUGAAAAGGUGACUAGACAGUUUAUUAAAAGUUGGAAAGAGAUGGGGUUUUUGAGUCAGUAA
Hypoxylon trugodes is the source of this 7851-nucleotide messenger RNA. RefSeq lists its product as uncharacterized. The transcript is spliced from 2 exons. NCBI's taxonomy places the organism in Eukaryota, Fungi, Ascomycota, Sordariomycetes, Xylariales, Hypoxylaceae. The coding region runs from base 1 to 7851 and encodes 2616 amino acids. Gene Ontology annotation, molecular function: acyltransferase activity. The record is from RefSeq and is a predicted model, not a curated record.